Molecule: messenger RNA, 1094 nt
Organism: Mugil cephalus (flathead mullet)
Lineage: Eukaryota; Metazoa; Chordata; Actinopteri; Mugiliformes; Mugilidae
Gene: ssr2
Product: signal sequence receptor, beta
Exons: 6
Coding region: 93-644 (183 amino acids)
Cellular component (GO): membrane; endoplasmic reticulum
Source: RefSeq, a predicted model, not a curated record
CGUCAUGUAAAGAGUGACUUAAAGCUUGUGAGCAUGCGCCGGUCUGGUUCCUUCAAUAUCUGCGGUUCGAAGACGACUACUGGACGGUCAUCAUGAUGCUUCCCGUGUUUGUCCUUCUGGUUUUGCUCGGUCUGAGCACAGGAGAAGAGGGGGCCCGUUUACUGGCCUCCAAGUCCUUACUGAACCGCUACGCCGUGGAGGGACGGGACCUCACCCUGCAGUACAACAUCUACAACGUGGGCUCCAGUGCUGCCCUGGAGGUGGAGCUGUCAGAUGAUUCUUUUCCUCCAGAAGACUUUGGAAUCGUUUCAGGCAUGCUGAACGUUAAAUGGGACAGGAUCGCACCAGCCAGCAAUGUCUCGCACACGGUGGUGCUGCGCCCCCUGAAGGCCGGCUACUUUAAUUUCACCUCGGCUUCCAUCAGCUACCUGGCCCAGGAGGGAGGACAAGUCGUGGUCGGCUACACCAGCGCCCCUGGACAGGGAGGCAUCCUGGCUCAGAGAGAGUUUGACCGGCGCUUCUCCCCACAUUAUCUGGACUGGGCUGCGUUUGGCGUGAUGACUCUGCCCUCCAUCGGCAUCCCUCUGCUGCUCUGGUACUCCAGCAAGAGAAAGUAUGACUCACCAAAGGCCAAGAAGAACUGAGGCGUCCCCGUCGCUUUGAAGGCUGGGGUCGGCUCAGGGAGGGAGGAGACGCAGCUUAGUGGACACAAGACCUCUGGGGGGAAAAAAAAAAUAGAAAGAAUUGUACAGUGACCAAGGAACACAAUUGUGAUUUGAUCAAACAUACAGGGUGGUAAAGACUGCAACACUCUGGUGCAGGAUGUUAAAAGUGGAAGGUGGAGAUCCUCAGCGGAGGUUACCAGAACAUGAGCGUUUACACGCGACCUGCCUGUUCUCAUUAACACCUAAACGGCCAUGGCAUCACAGCUGCCGGCCAGUCCUUCACAUUUGCAAGCAGGUUCAUGCAUGGUGAGCAAUUACAAUGGCUGGUACUACUACAGAAUUUUGUAAUUGUGUGUAAUGAACUGAAUUCAGAUGUGAAAUUUCUAGCCUGAUGCUAAAUUAAAAAGGUAUUUUGUUUUUUUUUUCUAA